AGCCAAGUUAGUAAUCAGUCAGAAACACAUAUUGCUGAAGGAAGAGGCUGGUUGGGGAAAGGGUGCAGGAGGACUAAUGAGCUGGGAGCUACCAGCAAGGAGAAGAGGGGGUCAUGUUAGAGAAAGACUCACCAUGUCCACAGUUCUGUUGCUAGCUAACUGGAGAGGAAGUACAGAGUGAAGAGCAAAAACUAUGGAAAUGAACUCCGUUUGGAAGGCUUUUGAUUUGAUGUUGCUGACCUUUCUGAUUAGCUUCCUAGUGGCUGAAUAUAAAAGUACACAAGCAGCGACUCAAGUUCCACCAAGCAACAUGUCAACUGGACAGGUGUCACGCCAAUGCCAUACCAAUGCUACCUACUCAGUGUCUGUGCAGGUGAAUACCAAGGCUGUCCUCUCCUGCUUUACUUGCCCAGUAAAGGAUCUUGUAAUGACAACGUGGGAAAUACACCUCAGAAACAAAACUGCCUGUAUCAUAGCUUACAGAGAAGACAAGAAGGAAAGGCAGGAGACAAACUGUUCUGGUGAAGGAGUGGACUGGGAAUCCAGCCCUGAGUGGAAUCACAACCUUCAGAUAAGCCCAGUGACCACUGAGGAUGAUGGAUAUUAUAAAUGUGUUUUUGUAACACCUGGUGGCAAUUUCCAAACUGUCUAUCACCUCAGUGUGUUAGUGCCUCCUGUAGCAACCCUGUCUGAGGAAGGGAAUGGGACUGUUGUGUGCAAGGCUGUUGCUGGGAAGCCGGCUGCCCAGAUCUCCUGGGUCCCAGAGGGAGACUGCUUCACUGUGAAUGAAACUCACAAUGACAGAACAGUGACUGUGAAAAGCAUUUGUACCUUGGACGGCUUCAAUGAGUCUAAUGUCACCUGCUUUAUUUCCCAUUUGACUGGAAACGAGAGUCUGUCCAUAGAACUUCAAUCCCAUAGUUCCCUGACUGCUUUCAAAUACCUACACGUGACCCUUUCUGUUGUUUCCUUGGGCUUUCUGGCCAUCGUGGGAUUGUUUAUUUAUAAGAAAUCCAAUGGCUGCAGGACUUGUAAAUCCUCAAAGCCAGAAGCUACUCCAGGGGUUAGAGAGGAUGAAGUGGAGCCAUAUGCCAGCUACACAGAGAAAAGCAAUCCACUCUAUGAUACUAGGACUGAGGUGAAGAUUUCUACAGCUUCAUGAAGUGAAGACUUUGGGUUCGAGUUCCAGGCAGAACUCACCAGUUAGUUCAGGCUAAUCCAGGUGCAAUAGAAACCCACUGCUGCUUGUCAUGUCCUGGGAUUUCUGGGGAAGAGAAGACCCUCUUCUGAAACCUCGCAAUGUCAGAGACUCUAAAAAUAAGAGACAUACUUCCGAAUAGUCAUCAGAAGUGAGAGUGUGGGAAACUUAACAGCUACCAGUUGGUGCUCUUAAGAGCUGAUGGAUUACAGAGACAUUUCAGCAUUUGUCAUUUCCUAAGCACCCUUCACUUGACUAAUCAAAUUCAUAUUCUUAGCUAAUAUAAUAAAAUAU
Molecule: messenger RNA, 1492 nt
Organism: Trichosurus vulpecula (common brushtail)
Lineage: Eukaryota; Metazoa; Chordata; Mammalia; Diprotodontia; Phalangeridae
Gene: CD200R1
Product: CD200 receptor 1
Biological process (GO): regulation of neuroinflammatory response
Cellular component (GO): external side of plasma membrane
Molecular function (GO): signaling receptor activity
Source: RefSeq, a predicted model, not a curated record